Messenger RNA from Cajanus cajan (pigeon pea), 5357 nucleotides. It is a transcript of the gene FAB1D, whose product is annotated as FORMS APLOID AND BINUCLEATE CELLS 1A. Gene Ontology annotation, molecular function: 1-phosphatidylinositol-3-phosphate 5-kinase activity; ATP binding. Gene Ontology annotation, biological process: phosphatidylinositol phosphate biosynthetic process. NCBI's taxonomy places the organism in Eukaryota, Viridiplantae, Streptophyta, Magnoliopsida, Fabales, Fabaceae. Gene Ontology annotation, cellular component: endosome membrane. The record is from RefSeq and is a predicted model, not a curated record.
UCCUCACAGUUCUCUUGGUCAUUUUUCUUCCCUUCAACAAUUCUUCCAUUCUUCAUAUCUCUCCUUUCUCUUGCUUACCCUCUUCUCUUUCCUCCUAAAAGAUUGCGACUUUGCCUAUGUGGCUCCGUUUCUUUGACUCCUUCACACCAAAUUCUUUGCUUUUUUGUCAAAACAGUGCAACUUUGCGGGUUUAGGACCUCGGAUUCAUUCGGAGGUCACAUCCUUCUAUUUCUUCUUGGGUUUGCUUUGACGAAUAAGUGACCAAUAUCAGGCCUCUUUAUAAUAUAGUUUCUGGAUCAGUGUUGGAUCGGAUGUGUAGUAUGUGCCAUUAUUGUGGUGUGGGCUUGGCGGAUUCAAAUGUUGACAACAAGAAACAAGGAAAUGAGAGUAGUCUAAAGUUGAAUGGUAAAGUUUCCAUUAGGCCUUGCAAAUCUUGUGGAGAGAAGCUAGAGCGAGCAAAUUUGAAAUGGCAUAGUACAAGUCCACAUGUGACCCCACUUAUCAGUCCAACAACACCUUUGCAAAGUACUGAUAGCUGUGUCUCCACUUGCAGUGAGUUUUCAGUUGAUGUGAAUUCAUCUGACAGGAAUAGUCAAGAAGAAAGUACAGUUGAAGGUGCUGUGGAAGAUCUUCAUUAUCAGUUGAAUGGUUCACAAACAGUGAUGGAAAACAAUUCCCAAGAAAGCAAUAACAAUGAGGGUUACACAGUGAGAGAUGUGGAGAUUGCACAAGAACAUAACUUUAAAGAAGUAAAAGAUGAUUGUUCUGAACACCCUAUUGCAUCCUAUGCUGAAGAAACGGAAUAUUCUCUUCCUGAUGAUUUGGAUGUCCAAACUUGGGAACCUCCAGAGCCAGAAAACCCACAGGAUGAUAUGGAAAAUAGUUUGACUUGUAAUGAUGACGAUGAAGACCAAGGCAUAGGGAUUGCAAACUGGGGUGAGCCAACCUCUAUGAGUAGUUCUGAGGAUGAAUUAGGUGGGAGCUAUAGGUUCAAAGAGGAAAAACAAAGAGCAAUGGAGGAAGUAAUGAAUGGGAAAUUCAAGGCACUUGUUGGUCAGCUUCUUAAGUCUGUGGGAGUUUCCUCUUGUGAUGAAGGUGAUAAGAGUUGGGUGGACAUUGUUACAUCUUUAUCAUGGGAAGCUGCUUCAUUUUUGAAGCCUGAUGCAAUUGGAGGUAAUGCAAUGAAUCCUGAUGGAUAUGUUAAAGUGAAGUGCAUUGCUGCUGGUUCCUGCAGCCAAAGUCAACUAAUCAGAGGUUUAGUCUUCAAAAAACAUGCUGCUCACAAGCAUAUGCCAACUAAGUAUAAAAAUCCAAGAUUAUUAUUGAUUAGUGGUGUGCUUGGCCAUUCUAUUAAUGGGCUGUCGUCAUUUGACUCCAUGGACCAGGAGAAAGAUGAUCUGAAAUCUAAAAUGGAUCGUAUAGAAAUGUGCCAUCCAAAUGUUAUAUUGGUGGAGAAGACUGUUUCUCGUGAUAUACAAGAGUCAAUUUUGGCAAAGGGAAUGACACUUGUGCUUGAUAUGAAGCUUCAUCGUCUAGAAAGAGUUGCACGCUGUACUGGUUCACCAAUUUUAUCAUGUGAUAAUUUGAACGGUCAAAAACUAAGACACUGUGACUUUAUUUAUUUUGAGAAGUUUGUGGAGGAACAUGAUGGCGUUGGUGAAGGAGGAAAGAAGCCAAUCAAAACAUUGAUGUUCAUUGAGGGCUGCCCUACACGUUUGGGCUGCACGAUUUUACUGAAAGGAACAACCAGUGAUGAACUUAAGAGGAUUAAGUGUGUCAUGCGGUGUGCUGUUGUCAUGGCAUAUCACUUAAUUCUUGAAACCUCCUUUCUUGUUGAUCAGAAAGCAAUGUUCUCUACCAUUCCUGCAGUUAGUUUGGUCACCUUGUCUGCUAAUAAAAAUUCCUGUGAUUCAGCAUCCAUUAAUUCAAGCAUUCCAUCACUUAAGUAUUCUCCUGAAAAUGGAAUAGUUAGUACUGAUAUUCCCAUAUGCGAUGGACUUCAUGAAAAAAGCAUCAAUGAUUUAAACUUAGAAUCUGAGGAGUUUUGCUCAUUUCCUUGCGAACCAUAUAAUUCAGUUCCUGGGUUCUCAGCUAUUUCAUCUCUUAAGAAAGUUAUGGGGGACAGUUUUCCCAUUGCAUCUUCUGCUCCUCUUCAAUCUUUAUCAGCAUACUUUGGCUUCAAUGAAAGCAAACCUGAUGAUCAGGUUAACCAGUCAAUUUCUAAUUUUAACUCUCCAGAGGCUGAUGAAAAUACCAUGAUCGAAGCAGAAAACAAUUCUAAUGAAGUGAAGUUACUUAAUGGUGGACAAUCCCUGUCUUCACCUGUCUACUUAGAUUCCAGUGGGAGUAUAAGUAAAGAUGAUGAUAGUGGUAGAAAAGAACUCCAAAGUAAGGAUGACAUCAAUGCAGUGUUGGAUUCUCAGAGUAUUUUGGUCUUGAUGUCUACACGGAAUGCCUUAAGAGGGACUGUAUGCCAGCAAAGUCAUUUUUCUCAUAUUAUGUUCUACAAGAAUUUUGAUAUUCCACUUGGAAAGUUUUUGGAGGAUAACUUACUCAAUCAGACAAGACUUUGUGAUGCCUGUCAAGAAUUGCCAGAUGCUCACUUUUAUUAUUAUGCUCAUCGCAAUAAACAGCUUACCAUACAAGUUAAACACUUGCCCGAGGAAAAAAUUUUGCCUGGGGAGGCAGAAGGCAAAAUUUGGAUGUGGAGCCGCUGUCGUAAAUGCAAGUCUGGUUCUACAAAGAGAGUGUUGAUAUCUACUACUGCCCGUAGUCUAUCUUUUGGAAAAUUUUUGGAGCUAAGCCUUUCUCACUAUUCUUCUAGCAGAAAGUUGAGUUGUGGCCAUUCUCUUGACAGAGAUUUUCUCUACUUCUUUGGAUUAGGACACAUGGUUGCUAUGUUCAGAUAUUCUUCUGUCAACACAUAUACUGUAUCUAUGCCUCCACGAAAGCUGGAAUUCAGUGGUGCAAUGAGACAAGAGUGGCUUUUGAAAGAGACCGAGAAUGUGUAUAUGAAGGGCAUAUCAUUAUUCACAGAAGUUGCAAACUGUUUGAAGACAAUACAAUUUGAUGUUAAAGGAAUUAGAGAUUUCUCUGAGGUUGAGAAGAUGUUAAAGCAAGAGCAAGAAGAGUUUGAGGCAAACAUCAAGACUGCCGUUGCUAAAAUGGGGAAUCCAGACCAGGCUGCCUUCAAACUUCUCAGUUUAAACAGAUUGAUGUGGGAUCUUUUGAUUGCAUCCUAUGUGUGGAUUCAACGCUUGUAUCCACUACACUCACCUAAUGGUUUAAGGCUUGAAUCUAAUGUCUCUGAGAAAGAUAUGCAAGAUGGGGAUGGGGAUGUAAAAAUUAUAUUUGAUACAUCUGCGGAAGUAAAUGAACUACCGGUAAAGGAAAUUCCUAUUAAUGGACCUCUUCUGGAGUGCAACGAACAGCAGGAUGAUCCAUCUAACAUACAGAAUGUGAAGAUACCAAUUGUUGAUGAUUUCAGAUCCAAGAGAUCUUCUGACCAAAAUUUGAAAUUGAGUCUGGAUGUUUCCCCUCAGUUCCCUUCAGCGGAUGGUGUACCAAAUCAUCUUGAAGUACAGGAGAAUUCUGCAGUUUCUUCAGAUAUUCAAGCUAAUCAUCCAGUUGCUGAUUUAAAGGUAUUAAACAAAAGUUCUUCCAUGAAUUCACCAGUUUCCAACUUUCUGGAUUCAAAUGAUUGGUUCUGGAAGCCAUUUGCUGACAUUCGGCAGAUAAGCAUAAGGGAAUUCCAGAAAAGAUUAUUGCCAAAAUUUGAAUUUGUAAGCAGCUCUAUUGCUGAAUAUAUACCCACAGCCAAUCAAUUAAUCACUGAGGAAGGUACAAGGUUGCAUAUCCCUCUCAAGACCGAUAAUCAUGUUGUGUCUGACUUCGAGGGCGAACCCUCAAGCAUAAUUGCCUGUGCACUGGCCUUGUUGAAAGAUGCAUAUGAGGUGCCUGAAGUUGAUGAUGAAGAUGAUAGACAUGAAAGUGGAAUAAAUUCAAACUCAACAGAAAGUUUGCAUGGCUUGACCCACGGCACUACCUUAACUUCACUCUCAUUUUCAAGGGGUUCUUCAGAUUCAGAUUCUGUGCAUUCUACAGGAAGCACUUCUUCAGAAGAGUCACGUGCCUCUCGUGCUACAGAAAACCAUAGCAUAGAGAUUGCUAUGGGUUAUGCCAAAUCACUUGGAAGGGAAAAAUAUUCAGUGAUAUGUCACUAUUUUAAGCAGUUCCGUGAACUUAGGAAUUGGUGUUGCCCAUCUGAGCUUGAUUUUAUUGCUUCUUUAAGCCGCUGUAGGAAUUGGGAUGCCAAAGGUGGAAAAAGCAAGUCCUUUUUUGCAAAAACGCUUGAUGACAGAUUCAUCAUAAAGGAAAUCAAGAAGACAGAACUUGAAUCAUUUUUGGGGUUUUCUUCUCUGUAUUUCAAACACAUGAGAGAGUCAUUUGAGUCUGGAAGCCAAACUUGUCUUGCAAAAGUCUUGGGGAUAUACCAGGUUACUAAAAGACAUGUCAAAAGUGGAAAAGAGGUUAAAUAUGACCUCAUGGUGAUGGAAAAUCUUACCUACAAUCGGAAUAUUACUCGCCAGUAUGAUCUUAAAGGUGCUCUUUAUGCCCGGUAUAACUCUGCCGCUGAUGGUGAUGGAGAUGUUCUUUUGGAUCAGAACUUUGUGAAUGACAUGAACUCUUCCCCACUAUUUGUCAGUCAUAAAGCAAAGCAGGUUCUUCAACGGGCUGUUUGGAAUGACACAUCUUUCCUGAAUUCAAUCAAUGUGAUGGAUUACUCCUUGCUUGUUGGAGUAGAUUCUCAGAAGCGCGAGCUAGUCUGCGGGAUCAUUGAUUAUCUAAGGCAGUAUACUUGGGACAAACAUCUUGAGACAUGGAUGAAGUCUUCACUUGUUGUGCCAAAAAAUGUGUUGCCAACUGUAAUCUCUCCUAAAGAAUACAAAAAGAGGUUUAGAAAGUUUAUGUCUACAUAUUUUUUGAGUGUUCCAGAUCACUGGUGUUCUCAGAAAUCCUCCAAUCCUUGCAAACUUUGUUGCUCAGGUGAAGAUGACCCUUCCCAGCAAAAGCCCUAGCACAACAGUGCCAAGUGGUUUCUGUGUCCAAAUAUUUUGAUUUUAUUUCUCAAAAAAGAAAGAAGAAAAUUUAUGCAUGUAGUUAGCACUGUAUAUAGACAGCCAUAUUGAUUAUAAACCUAGCCCUGCUAUUCUGCAAUUUUUUAGAGAAUUUCUAGGGAUGCUGUCAUUUACAGGUCCAUCCUCUCCGAGUAUGAGAUGAGUAAAUUUUUGUAAAGCCUAAGGUAAAUGUAAAGGUUUAUUUAAUCAAUGAAAAGUACAGUUGCUAGCUUCGCUAUA